UUCAUAACGUCAUAGUUUUUAAAUCUUUUGCGUUGCGGACUUCUGAUGUUGCAUAUCGUCGAUAUUUGAUGGCAAUGUCGUUAACAGAAUAGAGAAAACACAAAUCAGAUAGAAAACAAAGGACCUUCACACUACGCAACGGAUGAGUGCUACAAAGCUGCGGAGAACAUCCUCGUCCUGACCGAUAUGGAUUCAAACAACUCCGCCAACGAGAAAACGAUUGGGGACGGGGCUAUCGGCUGUUGUGGAUUUGUGCUACUCUUCUUUUCCUGUAUUAUCUUUCUCGCCACAUUGCCGUUUUCUCUGUGUGCUUCUAUCCAUGUAGUCCAAGAGUAUGAACGAGGUGUCGUAUUUCGCCUUGGCAGGGCAGUACGCGGGGGAGCAAGAGGACCAGGUAUCAUCUUCACGUUACCAUGUGCAGAGAAGUUUACUCUGGUGGACCUGAGAAUCAAGUCUUUUGACAUACCACCACAGGAGGUAAGCCAGCCCCCCACCCCCACCCCCCAAAUCGGGUGUGCAUUAUUUGUACCGUCAUUUGAAGCAAACACGUAG
This is a messenger RNA of Mizuhopecten yessoensis (Yesso scallop), 552 nucleotides long. RefSeq names its product band 7 protein AAEL010189-like. Bases 187 to 552 code for a protein of 121 amino acids. The transcript is spliced from 5 exons. The record is from RefSeq and is a predicted model, not a curated record. Gene Ontology annotation, cellular component: plasma membrane. NCBI's taxonomy places the organism in Eukaryota, Metazoa, Mollusca, Bivalvia, Pectinida, Pectinidae.